AAAUAGAGAUUAGAGGCUGUUAGACAACCCAGAAGAAGCAAUACCAAAUUCCGAUACCGUCGGCGUCCGACUGACAGUGGACCCACAUCAAGAAUCAAGCGGACGUCUUCCGCCCACCUCAGCUCCUUCUCCGGCACCCACAUCACUGUAUCACUUACUCGAAACUAAAAAUCUCAAGAACGAUGUCGAAUUUGUUAAAGAAAGUGUGGGAAUCGGUUUCAACUCGUUCGAAUUCGAAUUCGAGUAGAAGUAAUGCAAACUGGAACUACGCAGGUCCAUCUCAUGUGUGUCUAUCCUCCGAUCAGAAUGAUCAGAUGAAUUAUUGGUCGUCGACCGGGGAAUUUGAUAGGAUUCCUAUGGAUAUAUUUAUGCAAAUCUUGAAGUUGCUUGCGCCGAAGGAGGUCGCUAUGCUCACGGCAGUUUGCAAAUCAUGGAAAUUAAUCGUAUCUGAUAACAGGUUAUGGGUGUCCUACCUCCAGAACCAGCAUGUUCCUUGGGACUCUAUUUUCUUUUCAGAAAUUAGCUUGCGAUCGGGUUAUCCUCUUCAAACAUAUCCUUUUGAGAUGCAAUCAUUUAUGAAGAUCUAUGGUCAACGAGCACUAUCCCCUGGAGCUGUAAUCAUUGAUGGUGGUUCUGGCUACUGCAAAUUUGGUUGGAGCAAAUUUGAUUCUCCAUCUGGGAGGUCGGCAACAUUCUUGGAAUUUGGUAAUAUCGAGUCUCCGAUGUACUCAAGGCUUCGUCAUUUUUUUGCGACAAUCUAUAGCAGGAUGCAGGUGAAAUCAUCCACACAGCCGAUUGUUGUCUCAAUUCCAAUCACCCAAUACGAUGAUACUGAAGCUGCUAAAGCUGCCAGACGACAACUUAAAGAAGCCAUAUACUCUGCAUUAUUUGGCAUGAAUGUUCCGGCUGUUUGUGCAGUCAGCCAGGCAACUUUAGCUUUGUUCGCAGCAAAAAGAAGUUCAGGAAUCGUUGUGAAUAUAGGUUUUCAUCAAACAUCGGUUGUUCCAAUUUUACAUGGUAAGAUAAUGCGCAAAGUGGGAGUGGAAUCUGUGGGAGUUGGAGCUUUGAAACUUACGGGAUUCCUUAGGGAGCAAAUGAUGCAAAGAAACUUACAGUUUGAUUCGCUAUACACUGUGCGCUCACUGAAAGAGAACCUGUGUUAUGUAGCUGUUGACUAUGAAGCGGAAUUGUGCAAGGAUGCAGAAGCAUCAUAUGAAGUUGCGGCUGCAGGUUGGUUUACUCUAAAACAGGAGCGCUUUCAAACCGGAGAAAUUCUCUUCCAACCACGUAUCGCAGGAAUGCGUGCAAUGGGAUUGCAUCAAGCAGUGGCACUUUGUGUUGAACAUUGUCAUGCUGCUGAGUUGAGUGCUGAUGAAAGCUGGUUCAAGACCAUUGUCCUGGCUGGAGGAAGUGCAUGCUUACCGGGACUACCAGAAAGAUUAAAGAAGGAACUGCACCAUCUUCUUGCCCCAUCCAUAGCUGAUGGAAUAAGAGUUAUUCCACCCCCUUAUGGUGCAAAUUCUGCAUGGUAUGGGGCAAAGCUUCUUAGCAACCUGAGCACUUUUCCGAACUCGUGGUGCAUCACCAAAAAGGAGUUUCGGUCCAAGGCAAGAAGAAACAUUGUAUGGUGAAGUUGAUUGAUGAUCGAAUGUUUGUUUUUAUCACAAUAUAAAUAGUAUAUAUAAAGCCAGAAGCAAAUUGUAGUAAUAUGAAUGUAAAAUCUAGCUACUUUUCUUUUUCUUCUUGUUGGAAAAAUGCUCUCAAAAUGAUAGUACUCAAAAUAAAAACACAAUAAUAUACUCCAAAAUCGGAGAAAAACCACCA
This is a messenger RNA of Lactuca sativa (garden lettuce), 1824 nucleotides long. Its product is annotated as actin-related protein 8. The record is from RefSeq and is a predicted model, not a curated record. Gene Ontology annotation, molecular function: protein binding. Lineage: Eukaryota; Viridiplantae; Streptophyta; Magnoliopsida; Asterales; Asteraceae.